Molecule: messenger RNA, 3474 nt
Organism: Anolis carolinensis (green anole)
Lineage: Eukaryota; Metazoa; Chordata; Lepidosauria; Squamata; Anolidae
Gene: tbxa2r
Product: thromboxane A2 receptor
Exons: 3
Coding region: 589-1647 (352 amino acids)
Biological process (GO): positive regulation of blood pressure; adenylate cyclase-activating G protein-coupled receptor signaling pathway; positive regulation of vasoconstriction
Cellular component (GO): plasma membrane
Molecular function (GO): thromboxane receptor activity
Source: RefSeq, a predicted model, not a curated record
UAUAACAUAGUAUGAUAAUUUAAUAUGGUAAUAUAGUGUAAUAAUUUAAUAGUAAUAUUUUAGUUUAAUAUAAUAUAGUAUAAUAAUUUAAUAUUAUAAUAAUAAUAAUAUUAAUAAUAAUAAUAAUAAUAAUAAUAAAAUUAUUAUUAUUAUGUAUUACCGGCCUGUCCUUCCCACUCCAGGCAGGCUUUGGGGUUGGACUAGAUGCCCUUUGAGGGUCCCAUCGGACUCUAUAGGCUUCAGUAUAUCUCUUUAUGACUGAAUGGGGUUGGACUAGAUGCCCUUUGGGGCUCCCUUUUGCCACUCAGGGCUUUGGAAUGAGGAUGAGCCAAUGGGGAAGCCAUUUCCUCCCCUUUCCUCCAAAUCCCUCCUUCUUUUCCUCUUUUUUUUCCCCUUUUUCACUUUCUAUUUUUCCCGGCAGACGGAUGAGAAAUCCCACGGCAGACGGUUCCCACCAGCCCGGACUUGGCAAAAUGGAAGAGGACGGCGAUCCCGACGCUUCCGUACACAACGUCGCAACUAUCCGCCGCUCGAAGUCUGACCUCAGCCGGGCCGCGAUGUUUUAAAUCGAGCCGAGAUCCGGCCACGAUGUGGGACAACUCGACCGCGGACACGGGCUCCUGCUUCCGCUGGCCGAACGCCACGGAGGAGCCCCCGGCCGCCAUCUCCUCGCCGUGGUUCUCGGCGGCCUUUGGCGCGGCCGGCCUGGGCUCGAACCUCCUGGCGCUGGGCGUGCUGGCGUCCUCGUCCCGCAAGAGGCACAGCCGCUCCCGCUCGUCGUUCCUGGUCUUCCUCUGCGGCCUGGUGGUCACCGACUUCCUGGGCCUCCUGGUCACGGUCUCCAUCGUGGUGCCGUACCACUUUGUCCGCUUCGACUGGUGCCGCCUCGACCCCGGGUGCCGCCUCUGCCGCUUCAUGGGCCUGGCCAUGGUCUUCUUCGGGCAGUGCCCGCUCCUCCUCGGGGCCGCCAUGGCCGGCGAGCGCUUCGCGGGCAUCACCCGGCCCUUCUCGCGCUCCGCGGGUCUGUCCAAGCGCCGGGCCUGGACCCUGGUGGGCGCCGUCUGGGCGGCGGGCUUCCUCCUGGGCCUCCUGCCCCUCCUCGGCCUCGGCCACUACACCCUCCAGUACCCCGGCUCGUGGUGCUUCCUGACGCUGGUCCACGACGCCGGGGACGUGGCCUUCAACCUGCUCUUCGCCCUCCUGGGACUCGUCUGCGUCGGCCUCUCGUUCCUCCUCAACACCGUCAGCGUGGUCACCCUCUGCCGCGUCUACCACGACGCCGAGGCCGCCCAGCGGAGGAGGGACAGCGAGGUGGAGAUGAUGGUCCAGCUGGUGGGCAUCAUGGUCAUCGCCAGUGCCUGCUGGCUCCCCUUGCUGAUCCUGAUCGUCCAGACGUCUCUCCGGUCCCCUCCACCCGGCCUGUCCCCGCCCCAGAUCCCCCGCGGGACGGAGGAGCUGCUCCUGAUCUACCUGCGGGUGGCCACUUGGAACCAGAUCCUGGACCCCUGGGUCUACAUCCUCUUCCGGCGGGCCGUCCUGCGCCGCAUCUACCCCAGCUUCCGGCCCCGGCCCUCCAUCGUCUCCCUGUACCCCGCCAUCAACCCCUCCCUCCGCCGGAAGUUCACCCAGGAGUCGGUGCUCCAGUGAGAGAGAGCGGACACUCUCCGUUCACCGCUCACUCUCGAUUGUCCAGAUAUGGCCCGUGGUCCAGAUGUGGCCUACAUACGAAUGUGACCUAUUGUCCAGAAUUGUCCUAUCGUCCAGAUGUGGCCCGCAUGAAAAUCUGACCUAUUGUCUGAAUGUGGCUCAUGGUAAAGAUGUGACCUACAUACGAACGUGACCUAUUGUCCAGAGUUGUCCUAUCGUCCAGAUGUGGCAUGCAUGCAAAUGUGACCUGUUGUCCAGAUGUGGCUUACCUACAAAUAGGACCUACUAAGAUGUGACCCAUGGUCUGGAUGUGGCGUAUAUACAAUUGUGACCUAUUGUCCAGAUGUGUCCAGAUGUAUUGUCCAGAUGUGGCCUGCUUACAAAUGAGACCUAUAUACAAGUGUGACCUAUUGUCCAGAUGUGGCCUACAUACAAAUAGGAUCUAUUAAGAGGCAGCCCAUGGUCCAGAUGUGGCUUAUAUAGAAAUGUGACUUGUCCAGAGUUGUCCCAUGGUCCAGAUGUGACCAGUGGUCCAGAUGUGGCGUAUAUAUCAAUUGUCCAGAUGUGGCCUACUUACAAAUGAGACCUAUUGCUAAGAGGUGGCUCGUUGUCCAGAUGUGGCCUAUACACAGAUAUGACCUAUUGUCCAGAUGUGGCCUGUGGUCCAGAUGUGGCCUCCAUAGAAAUAUGACCUAUUGUCUACAUCCAAAUGCGAACCAUUGUCCAGAUAUGGCCCAUGGUCCAGAUGUGGCCUACAUAAAAUGUGGCUUAUCAUCCAGAGUUGUCCUAUUGUCCAGAUGUGUCCCGUGGUCCAGAUGUAGUCUACUUACAAAUGGGACUUAUUGCUAAGAGGUGGCUUGUGGUCCAGAUGUGGUCUAUACACAAAUAUGGCCUAUUGUCCAGAUGUGGGCUACGUAGAAAUAUGACCUAUUGUCCAGAUGUGGCCCAUGGUCGAGAUGUGGCCUACAUAAAAUAUGGCUUAUCGUCCAGAGUUGUCCUAUGGUCCAGAUGUGGCCUACGAAAAAUGUGGCUUAUCGUCCAGAGUUGUCCAGAUGUGUCCCGUGGUCCAGAUGUGAAGUGGAUACGAAUUGUCCAGAUGUGGCCCGCAAACCUGAUGUGGUCUCCAUAGAAAUAUGACCUAUUGGCCAGAUGUGGCCUACAUAUAGAUAUGACUCAUGGUCCAGAUGUGGUCUCCAUAGAAAUAUGACCUAUUGUCCAGAUGUGGCCUACAUAUAGAUAUGACUCAUGGUCCAGAUGUGGUCUCCAUAGAAAUAUGACCUAUUGUCCAGAUGUGGCCUACAUAUAGAUAUGACUCAUGGUCCAGGUGUGGUCUCCAUAGAAAUAUGACCUAUUGUCCAGAUGUGGCCUACAUAUAGAUAUGACUCAUGGUCCAGAUGUGGUCUCCAUAGAAAUAUGACCUAUUGUCCAGAUGUGGCCUACAUAUAGAUAUGACUCAUGGUCCAGGUGUGGUCUCCAUAGAAAUAUGACCUAUUGUCCAGAUGUGGCCUACAUAUAGAUAUGACUCAUGGUCCAGGUGUGGUCUCCAUAGAAAUAUGACCUAUUGUCCAGAUGUGGCCUACAUAUAGAUAUGACUCAUGGUCCAGAUGUGGUCUCCAUAGAAAUAUGACCUAUUGUCCAGAUGUGGCCUACAUAUAGAUAUGACUCGUGGUCCAGAUGUGGCCUCCAUAGAAAUAUGGUUCACUGUCCAGACGCAAAGCUUGGGAAUGGGAUCUAUUUCGGACUAGGGUUCCCCCGAUCCCCGACCCAGCACAAAUUGUGUUGCGUUGUGUUACGAUAACAAAAUACAGCCAGUUUCUUUUAAAAUAA